CUUUCUCUCUCCUCCCUCUCUCUCUCUCAUAAAAAAAACCAGACCUUUAAUAGAGAACUUUUGGCUCAACCCAAACACAAUACCAGACAAACAUGGAAAUAGAGAAAACCAGAGAAUCAUAGUCACAGAGAGAGAGAGGGAGAGGGAGGGAGGGAGAGAGAGAGAUGGAAAACACCUUAUGUGAUGAACUCUUGCAAGAAAUUUUUCAAAAACUUCCAUCAUCUUCAUCUUCUUCUGUUUCCCUUGUCUGCAAGCGGUGGCUUCACCUCUACCGUUCAUCAAGAACCUCUCUUUCUCUUCGUGUCAUCCCACACUUCUCUGUGAUUCCUUCUCUCACCUCUCUUCUAACCCACCACUCUUCUCUCUCUUCCCUCUCUCUGUUCCUUUCUUCCGACCCCACCACCACACCCUUCACACUCUCAUGCCAUCUUCUCUCUGUUGUCUCCUCUUGUUGUUCCAGGCUUCUUGCUCUCAGAUUCUUGGCUGGCCCUGUUUCUCUCUCCUCCCUCACUUCUCUCUCUAAGGCUUGUACCCAUUUGACAUCUUUGAAUAUUAGCCUCUCCAGGCCAAUCUUUCUCAUGUGGGUGUGUUCUUUUCCUUGUUUGAAAGAUUUGUCAAUUAUUUUGUGCUCUGGUGAUGGUUCCCUUGGAGAUGAAGAUGAUGUGAAUAAUCAAUAUGGGGUUUGGGAAAGUGAAGAUUUUGAUGCGGAAUUGGGGUUGGAGAGUCUUUGUUUGGUGGGUAUUCGUGGAGAUGAUUGGGGAGUGGGUUGGUUAUGGAGGAGUUGCAGAAAGCUUAAGAGGUUGCAGCUUCAGAGUUGCCAAGGUAUUGGUGGGUCCUACUCCUCUUUUGUUCAGUGCUUGCAAGGUCUUCAAGAAGUUGAGCUAAUAACUUGUAGGAGUGUGGUUGAUGGGGUUCUCUUGAAACUUUCAGAGAAUUGUCACUCUUUGAAUUCACUCUUGGUUCAUGAUGGUGGUAGCAGAGAGGGUUUGCUACGCUUCUUUUCUCAAUGCAGGUCUAAUAUCCAUAAACUUGAUCUUCGUUUACCUCUGGACCUUAAUAACAACCAUCUUUCAGCUGUGGCGGUGAAUUUCAGAGGCCUCUCAUGUAUUAGGCUUCAAAGUUGUUGUCUUGUCACUGGUGAAGGCCUAAAGGCUCUUGGGGUGGCAAUGAGUAAUGGGCUUGAAGAAUUGGCACUCAUAAACUGUGAUGUGGUUGAAAGAGAACCUGGAUUGCUUGCCACUUUGGGACAGCAUUUGAGGCAAUUGAGGAAAUUAGACUUGUCACAUAAUGAAAUGUUGCUUGACAAGGAGUUCAUUUCAAUGUUAGUUUCAUGCAUUCAUUUGAUUGAUUUGAGGCUAAGAGGGUGUAAAGGACUCACUGGUAUGGCUAUGGUUUCUAUGCUUAGGAGCUGCAAACACCUUGAAAAUGUAGAUAUUAUGCAGUGUUUGGGGAUAGAAUCUGAGGCCAUUGAGCUUUUCAUUAAGAAUUCUCCUCGUUUGAGAAGAAUGGAGGUUGAGGGAAGCAAGCUUUCUGAUGCUGCAAAAAUGUGUGCAUCAAAUAGGUUUAUUGAAAUUGUUGUUUAAUUUGUUCGGUGGAUGUUGAAAGAAGCAAGUGUAUAUUUAUAUACUUCUAAAUAAACAGGUAUAUACUUCACGCUCCUGAUCACUGUAUUUAUUAUAUCCAUGUUUAUGUAAUACUAUGUUUCGAAUAUGAAGGGUAGUUUAUGCCCCGUGAAUGUUCAUA
Messenger RNA from Gastrolobium bilobum, 1743 nucleotides. RefSeq names its product F-box/LRR-repeat protein 3-like. Gene Ontology annotation, molecular function: protein binding. The coding region runs from base 165 to 1583 and encodes 472 amino acids. Lineage: Eukaryota; Viridiplantae; Streptophyta; Magnoliopsida; Fabales; Fabaceae. The record is from RefSeq and is a predicted model, not a curated record. Gene Ontology annotation, biological process: SCF-dependent proteasomal ubiquitin-dependent protein catabolic process. The transcript has a single exon. Gene Ontology annotation, cellular component: SCF ubiquitin ligase complex.